This is a messenger RNA of Centruroides sculpturatus (bark scorpion), 1405 nucleotides long. RefSeq names its product tetraspanin-3-like. The record is from RefSeq and is a predicted model, not a curated record. Gene Ontology annotation, cellular component: membrane. The transcript has 5 exons. NCBI's taxonomy places the organism in Eukaryota, Metazoa, Arthropoda, Arachnida, Scorpiones, Buthidae. Bases 76 to 897 code for a protein of 273 amino acids.
AAUUUAUUUCUUAUUCCGUUCUUUACUUUAAAACGAGUUAAACUUCGAUCGAUCGAACUCGAUUUCGGAGCGAUAAUGGUGAAUCAAACGCAAUGUUUGAGAAUUUGCGUGUUUCUGUUUAGCGCCGUCAAUUGGUCGGUCUCCAUCGUGGUUCUAUUCUACUACGCCCUAACACAAUCGGACGACGAUAUUAUAGAAGUUAUGGUGAACAACAUUUCGUAUCGCCAUUCUUUCGUACUCUUGCUGUCCUGCUCCAUUCUCGUGACUUUUUUCGGAGUGAUCGGUUGCUGGGGCGCUUUGGAUAUCGAACGCGUCGCUCUCUGCUUGUACACCGUCGCCUCCAUUCUUAUAAUCGCUUUGCAGAUUUUGACGUUGAUUUUACUCUUCGAUUGGAAGAAAACAUUAGAAGGUGACAUAAAAAACUUCACCAGAGCGACGGUAACUCGCUAUUACUCCGAAGAAAAAAGUACAGUCUCGUCUAAAGCUAUGGACGUGACCCAAAGAAACUUCGAAUGUUGCGGAGAACGGGACUACCUGGACUGGGUGGGAUCGAAGUGGUGGAGAGAAGAAAGAAGAAGAAACGGCACGGCGGUAGUACCCCUUAGUUGUUGCGUCAGAGAUAACUUCGACGCGUGUAACACGGGAUUGCCUCCUUACAGAGACGUCUUCUUCAAAUUAGAAAUAUACAUUUACGUAAGUGUUCGGUAUUCCGCCGUUCUUCCGCUUUGGCUUACUUCGUUACACUUUACAGGGAUGUUCGCCCCUGCUGAUCAAAUGGGCAGAAAUCAAACAGACUCUAUUCGUGCUGCUGAGCAGUACCUUUGUCAUUUUGUUUUCUGGAGGAAUCGUCUGCACAAUUUAUCUCAUGUGGAUGGUGCGCUGAGUAUUCGCAAUUAAACGUUUCGUCUUUUUAUUUGUGUUACGUCCUCCGGGUUAAUCAGAAUGCUACUUUUAGCGAAACGCAGAGAUCAAAGCCUGUUGCUUCUCGCUCCGGACGAUCGAUAACUCGCUCCAAAGUUAGCCUAACGAGAUCAACGGAAACACUAGUUACGUCAUCGACGGACUUGUUUCCUUUAUUCUCCCUACACAAACCUCGCCGUUUGAUUUUACAAUUAGUGUGUCUCGUAAACAGGCGUCGAGUCAAAUACGUACUGUGCAGGGGUUUAUAACGAAAUACACACCUUUCACUACCGAAAUGGCCGUUUUUAGUGUCUUCGAGUCCGGAUCUCUAAUUUAUAAUUGAAAUUUCAUUUUGUUCGAUUCUGCUAUAAGUAACGAGGCGUUUCUCGUCGAUGGGAGCUGGGAAAUGCCCUCUCCACCUUGUUUUUUCCUCUUCUUUUUCAAUUUGUUAGUCUUUGUAAACAAAUAGCUAAAAAUUAAAGUGUAAUUGAAUUUCAAACCGGAA